This is a messenger RNA of Momordica charantia (bitter melon), 1234 nucleotides long. RefSeq names its product peroxidase superfamily protein. Gene Ontology annotation, biological process: hydrogen peroxide catabolic process; response to oxidative stress. Lineage: Eukaryota; Viridiplantae; Streptophyta; Magnoliopsida; Cucurbitales; Cucurbitaceae. Gene Ontology annotation, molecular function: peroxidase activity; heme binding. The record is from RefSeq and is a predicted model, not a curated record.
GCUCUGCUUGUUUUUUAACACCUUUCUGUCUCUUUCUCUGCAAAUCAAUGGCGAAGUUUUUGAUGCCUCUCUCUCUCUUGCUGCUCCUCAUGAGUUUUGCAGCCAUGUCUGAAGGGCAGCUCGGAUUUGGGUUCUACUCCCAAACAUGUCCUUCUGCCGAGUCCAUUGUUCGGUCCGUCGUAAGCGACGCCGUUCGGGCGAGCGCUAAUGCGGCCGCCGUGUUGCUCCGCCUUCACUUCCACGACUGCUACGUAGACGGGUGCGACGGUUCGAUCUUGAUCGAUAACGGUCCGAGGUCGGAGAAGCUUGCUUUUGGGCAUCAAGGGGUGGGAGGAUUCGAGAUAAUAGAGAGAGCAAAGCAAGCAGUGGAAGCAGAAUGCCCAGGAGUAGUUUCAUGCGCUGACAUCGUGGCUAUGGCGGCAAGAGACGCCAUUGUUCUGGCGAACGGGCCAGAGUACGAGGUCGAAACUGGUCGGAGAGACGGUCGGGUUUCGGAAAUUUCACAUGCCGAUGAUCUGCCGGACGUGGGUGACUCAGUUCAGGUUUUGAAGGACAAAUUUGCUCAGAAAGGGAUGACUGACAAGGACUUGGUUUUACUAAGUGCCGCACACACGAUCGGAACAACGGCGUGCUUCUUCAUGACAAAAAGGCUCUACAACUUCUCCCCCGGCGGCAGCGGAUCCGACCCGGACAUCAGCCCGGCGCUGCUGCCGGAGCUGAAGUCCCAAUGUCCUCCCAACGGCGACGUCAGCACCCGGCUGGCCAUCGACCGCGGCAGCCAACAGAGCUUCGACAUCCACAUUCUCCAGAACAUCAGAAAUGGCUUCGCCGUGCUCGCCUCCGACGCGCGCCUGAACGACGAUGCAUCGACCAGGGCCGUCAUGGACUCCUACUUUAGCCCCCUCACCCCCAUUUUCGGCCCCUCCUUUCAGGAUGAUUUUGUGAACUCCAUGGUCAGGAUGGGCCAGAUUGGAGUCAAAAGUGGCUCCCAAGGGGAGAUCAGAAGGGUAUGUUCGUCUUUUAACUCCAGGUAAUUAAUGGUUAUGAAAUGGGUAUAAGAAUUCAUGUUGAUUAAUUACAUAUAUUUAUAUAUAUCAUAUAGAUGGGGGAAAGAAUAUGAUCAUGAAGUUGUAAGUUGUGUGUGUGUUUGUGUUUGUGUUUGUGUUUGCAAGUAUCAUCUUAAAAAUGAGUGAUACCAAAUAUAUAUACCAUAUGAUUUUAAUGUAUAUCUUUA